AUGACAUCAAGAUGGGAUCAACAACAGCAACAGCAACAACAGCAACAACAACAGCAGCAAAUACAACAACAACCAUUAUUGGGAAAUGUAAAUAAUAGUAAUGUAUCGAAUUUAGCAGUGAAUCAAAAUAAUUUAGAUAGUUUAAAAAAAGAGAGAAGAAGACUUGAGAGCUAUAUAGAUAGUAAAUUGAAUCAUCUAUCAACCUUGAACGAUAAGGUUCAAGCUGAUGAUGAACAUAUCGAUAUAGAAUACAGUAAAAUAGAUUUAUCUGACUUAUCCUCUGAAUUGGAUAGUGCUUUUAAAAAUUUACAAAGAUGUAAUGAUAUGCUUGUAGAUGACCCAAAUUUUAGUACAAAUAAAGUACAUAAAGAUAAAUUGGAUGAUUAUUUAAAUGAAUAUAGAAGAUUAAAAAAGAAUAUAAAAUCAACAUUAGAAAGUUUUGAACUAUUGGAAGGUUCAACAUAUAAUAAAAAUAAAGAUACAGAAAUACCAAUGACAAGUUUAUUGAGAGAACAUUCUACCCUUCAAAGUAGUUCCUAUGUACAAGAUUCAAUAUUGGGUCAAGCAAGACAAGCACAUGAAGCUUUAGAAAAUCAAAGAAGAAUAUUAAGAGGUACUUCUCAUAAAAUUAAUACAAUGCCAAGUUUAUUUCAAACAAUUGAUGGUGUAACAUCAAAAAUUAAAAGAUAUAAGCAAAGAAAUGUUGUAGUUUUAGGUUUGUUAAUUGGUGGUUUAAUUUGUUUCCUUUUUUAUUAUAGCCUUAAAAAGUAA
Messenger RNA from Dictyostelium discoideum AX4, 771 nucleotides. RefSeq lists its product as hypothetical. Gene Ontology annotation, cellular component: cis-Golgi network; Golgi membrane; membrane. The coding region runs from base 1 to 771 and encodes 256 amino acids. The record is from RefSeq and is a predicted model, not a curated record. Gene Ontology annotation, biological process: endoplasmic reticulum to Golgi vesicle-mediated transport. NCBI's taxonomy places the organism in Eukaryota, Evosea, Eumycetozoa, Dictyosteliales, Dictyosteliaceae. The transcript has 3 exons.